AAAAAAUUAAAAAUUAAAAAAAAAAAGUAUUUAUCGAAAUACAAAAUUGUAUUAUGUUAUUAACUCAAAAAACAGUUACCAAACUUGAAACCAAAUGACUCAACACCAUGUUCGGUUAUCUCAAACGUUUGACAGUUGGUUCCCGCCUUAAAAACACCCUCUUUGUAUCCCAUUCUCUAUCCACAGACACUGCCUUGGCUUCCAAAUUCAAGUCCCCUUCACACCAGACCAUCCAUCUCCUCUUAGAAAAAUGCUCUACCAUGAGAGAACUCAAUCAACUCCACGCCCAAAUCAUCCUCCAUGGACUCACUAACCAAACCCUCACUCUCGGCAAGCUAAUUUCCUUCUGUGCUGUCUCCGAUGCCGGCAAUCUCGAAUAUGCCCAGUUCAUAUUCAAUCACACAAUCGAACACAAUCGAUUCAUGUAUAAUAGUCUGAUAAGGGGUUAUUCUAACAGUGAUGACCCAUCGAAGGCUGUUUUUCUUUACCACAGAAUGAUUGGUUCUGGUAUUUCUCCGAAUGAAUUCACUAUCCCUUUUGUUCUCAAGGCAUGUGCGUGCAAUUUGGCGUAUUUGGAUUGUGUUGUUGUUCAUGGUCAAGCUAUUAAAUUGGGAAUUGGGUUCCAAGUUUGUGUACAAAAUGCGCUUAUUCAUGUGUAUGUUGUUUGUGGGUUGAUCUGCUGUGCACGUCAAGUGUUUGAUGAAAUUAGUGAGAGGACUUUGGUUUCGUGGAACUCGAUGAUUGGGGGGUAUUCGAAGAUGGGUUGUUCCAAGGAAGCGUUUUUACUCUUUCGUGAAAUGUUAGAACUUGAGAUGGAGCCUGAUGAGUUUACCUUUGUUAGCCUCCUUUCUGUCGGUUCGCAGACUUUUGAUUUACAUUUGGGAAGAUAUGUACAUUUUUAUAUAGAGAUUACUGGGGCCGAAACUGAUAUAUAUGUGCAGAAUGCUCUUGUUGAUAUGUAUGCUAAGUGUGGGGAUUUGCAUACGGCUCAAGCAUUUUUUAACCAAAUGCCUGAUAAAAACGUGGUUUCAUGGACUUCUGUGGUCAGUGCAUAUGCUAAACAUGGGCUCAUUGAUUGUGCUCGGGAAGUUUUUGAUCAAAUUCCAGUGAAAAAUGUUGUUUCUUGGAAUUCCAUGAUUUCAUCUUAUGUUCAAGAAGGUCGCUGCAGGGAAGCUUUGGAUCUCUUUUGCGAAAUGCAUUAUUCGAAAGUGGUUCCUGAUGAGACUACACUAACUAUCAUUCUUUCAGCCUGUUGUCAACUUGGUGAUUUGGUUAUGGGAAAGAAAGCCCACGAUUACAUCUACAACAACCAUAUAACGCCCAGUGUUUCUUUAAUUAACAUCCUCAUAGACAUGUACGCAAAAUGUGGUGCCAUAGAAACUGCUUUAGAUAUUUUUCUUGGGAUGCCAGAGAAGAAUGUGGUGUCAUGGAAUGUUAUGAUUGGGGCCCUUGCAUUACAUGGGUGUGGAUUUAAUUCUAUUGAGCUCUUUGAAAAGAUGCAAGCUGAUGGGAUAAGGCCUGAUGGGAUCACCUUCACGGGGUUGCUUUCUGCGUGUAGUCACAGCGGUCUUGUAGACAUUGGGCGAUUUUAUUUUGACAGAAUGACACUUAUUUACAGAGUACCACGUGAAAUUGAGCACUAUGCCUGCAUGGUUGAUCUUCUUGGGCGAGGAGGGCUCUUGGAAGAAGCAAUUGGGCUGAUAGUAGGCAUGCCAAUGAAGCCUGACGUUGUAGUUUGGGGUGCCCUGCUAGGUGCUUGUAGGAUGCGUGGCAAUGUCGAGAUUGGGAAGCAAAUUCUAAAACAGCUAUUGGAGAUGGAGCUGUAUAGUGGAGGACUUUAUGUUCUUCUUUCAAACAUAUUCUGUGAAGCUCAAAGAUGGGAAGAUGUGCAAAAAUUAAGGAAACUAAUGAAGGACCACGGGAUUGAAAAGGGUAGUGCAAUAAGCUAUGUUGAAAUAGAUGGGCGUGUUCAUGAAUUCAUGGCUGAUGACAAGAGAAAUGAAAUUUCAAGUUGUAUCUAUGUCAUCCUUGAUCAAUUAACAGACCAUCUAAAGUCAGCAGAGUAUUUAUGCGACCUUUCGUGGGAAUUUUUGGAUGCAGAGGAAAUUUAGUCCUGUGGUGACAAUGUCAUUGCAUACACGUGGUGAGGGAAUCCAUGAUCACAUCUAGCAGGCUAAAGGGAUCUGGCUUGACGAUAAAGGUGGCUUAACCAUUAGGCUAUUUAGCCUAUCACCUAAGGGCCACCCAAAAAAUUUCAAAAAGUUCUUAUUGCCGAAGGCCCCAAUUUUUCAAAGGUUCAGUAAGAUGAGAGGCCUCAUUUUGAUGUCUAGCCUGAAGUCUCAAAAAAUGUUGGACCGCUUGGAGCUACCUUCACAGUACACAUAUUAUAUAAGGUAUCAACUCUAGAAUGCCUGCGAAGCUUGAGUUUCUGGUUGGGAUCAGUGCUUGUUGCACCCGUUUGUGAAACUGGAGAUGGGAUGGUGUGAAGAAACUAAUGAAGGACUACAGGAUCACAUUAGAACAAUUCGAUUGAGUUAUGAUUGAGGAUUGCAUUUAUGAUCCAUGGUCAAUAAGUUGAUCCUUGUAGGGAAUUUGAAUUUGUGCAACUUCCACAUGCCUUUUUUGUCUGCUUAGAAAGUGUAGUUCUGUGUUAAAUUCUCUGCAUAGAAAUUUUAGUGCUGUUUCGAUCGUGGAGAAGGAGCCAAGAACCUUCCUUAGGAUUCAUUUGGAAUGUGAGUUAGCUUUUUGAUUUUUUAGCUAUUUUAGCUUGGUGUUAAAAAGUCUUAUUUGAGAUAAGUUUUUUUUGAUUUUUUUUACUUUUGUGAGAGAAAAAAUGAAAUGAUUAUAGUUUGAAUGUGA
Messenger RNA from Camellia sinensis, 2859 nucleotides. Its product is annotated as pentatricopeptide repeat-containing protein At2g22410, mitochondrial. The record is from RefSeq and is a predicted model, not a curated record. Gene Ontology annotation, molecular function: protein binding; RNA binding. Gene Ontology annotation, biological process: RNA modification. NCBI's taxonomy places the organism in Eukaryota, Viridiplantae, Streptophyta, Magnoliopsida, Ericales, Theaceae.